Messenger RNA from Parnassius apollo (apollo), 237 nucleotides. The record is from the annotation of a GenBank genome assembly. NCBI's taxonomy places the organism in Eukaryota, Metazoa, Arthropoda, Insecta, Lepidoptera, Papilionidae.
AUGGAUAAUCGUGGCAGACAAGCGCCUGGAAACAAAACUCCUGCAGAACAGAUACAAGAGAAAAUGAAAGAAAGCAAUAAAGUGCCAGUAAAAUUAAACAUUUAUAAGAAAGUAUUUGGUACAGAAUACAAUUUAGCGUUCUAUCACCCCAAGAAGGAUCAAUGUAGCAUUUCUAACAAUUACAAAAAAGAUAAAACUAAUAUAAAUAUUCAAAAUGAGUAUACUCAACAUAUAUAG